Molecule: messenger RNA, 2422 nt
Organism: Syngnathoides biaculeatus (alligator pipefish)
Lineage: Eukaryota; Metazoa; Chordata; Actinopteri; Syngnathiformes; Syngnathidae
Product: 26S proteasome non-ATPase regulatory subunit 11A-like
Exons: 13
Coding region: 93-1361 (422 amino acids)
Biological process (GO): ubiquitin-dependent protein catabolic process
Cellular component (GO): proteasome regulatory particle, lid subcomplex
Molecular function (GO): protein binding; structural molecule activity
Source: RefSeq, a predicted model, not a curated record
ACGACCUUUUGGUGGCAGCAUUGUUCCGGCAAUGUGUGUGAAGUAGCGGAGACCCAGGAGCAGAGCGGAGCAGUGUGGCAGGUACAAGAAAGAUGGCAGCCGCGGCAGUGGCUGAGUAUCAGAGAGCACAAUCGCUUCUUGUAACAGAUCGGAACGCCUCAAUAGAUAUUUUACAUUCAAUAGUGAAGCGGGACUUUCAGGGUAGUGAUGAGGAAGCUGUGCGCGUUAAAGAGCAGAGCAUCCUGGAGCUGGGCGGACUGCUGGCCCAGACGGGACAGGCUGAAGAGCUUGGGGGUCUGUUAACUUAUGUGCGACCAUUCCUCAACUCCAUCUCUAAAGCCAAAGCAGCCCGACUGGUUCGCUCGUUGCUGGACCUUUUUCUGGACAUGGAGGCCGCCACUGGUCAGGAAGUAGGACUCUGCCUUGAAUGCAUCGAAUGGGCCAAGGCUGAGAAAAGGACCUUCCUCAGACAGGCGCUAGAGGCUCGACUUAUCUCACUAUAUUUCGACACAAAGUGUUACCAGGAAGCCCUACAACUUGGCUCCCAGUUACUGCAGGAGCUGAAGAAGAUGGAUGAUAAAGCCCUACUGGUGGAGGUGCAGCUGCUAGAGAGUAAAACAUAUCAUGCCCUCAGUAACCUACCCAAGGCUCGCGCUGCCCUCACGUCAGCCAGGACAACUGCCAAUGCCAUCUACUGCCCACCAAAAUUACAAGCAGCAUUAGACAUGCAAUCAGGGAUUAUUCAUGCAGCAGAGGAGAAAGACUGGAAGACGGCGUACUCCUAUUUCUACGAGGCCUUUGAGGGCUACAACUCCAUUGACAGUCCUCGAGCCAUCACAGGAGUAAAAUAUAUGCUGCUCUGCAAAAUAAUGCUCAAUGCACCGGAAGAUGUCCAGGCCCUCAUCGGUGGCAAACUCAUUCUGCGGUACACUGGAAGACAGACGGAUUCUUUGAAAUGUGUUGCACAGGCUAGCAAGAAUCGAUCACUUUCUGACUUUGAAAAGGCACUGAGUGACUAUAAAGCAGAACUGAGGGACGAUCCCAUCAUCAGAACCCAUCUUACCAAAUUGUAUGACAACCUGCUUGAGCAGAACCUCAUCAGGGUCAUUGAGCCUUUUUCCAGGGUCCAAAUGGCACACAUUUCUUCCAUCAUUAAACUGUCUAAGGGUGAUGUUGAAAGAAAAUUAUCACAGAUGAUUCUGGACAAAAAGUUUCACGGUAUUUUAGACCAGGGUGAAGGUGUGCUCUUCGUCUUUGAUGAACCUGUGGCUGACAAAACUUAUGAGGCAGCCCUGGAGAUCAUCCAGAACAUGAGCAAGGUGGUGGACUCACUUUACAACAAAGCCAAGAAGCUAACAUAAGAGUGACCAAAGCCAGUAGUCCUCCAGUCCGGAUCGUCGUGGGCCAGUCAGACCUCCUCCAAUCCCUCUCACUUCAACCCUUGGAGGUAUUAGGGAAGGAGGACAGGAAUUUUUCUGAAAUACUUGGUGAACCUGUGGAAACACUCCAGCAAAGACGGAUGGGAUGGAUACAAUGCUCCUGAAAUACCUCCCACAGCUCUCAGCUUUUCCUUCUUCCCGUUACUCUCCUCAUCCCAAACUGGAAAGGGUUGAUCAGACAGAAAGUACUCCUCCCUCUGGAAAAAAUCUCUGCACUGUGCCCCACUUCUCCCAACAAUGGUUUCUACUGUAUGUACAAUACGAUGUUUUGUCUUUACCUUUUCUUUUCAUUUUUUUCUCUCUGCACUGACCAUCGGGGAAUCUUAUAACACAAAAUAGAAAAGUCACAACACACAUGUAAAAUCAACUCUAAAACAUUAUCUGUAAGAAUUCAGAUCAGACUGUGGAAUGAGAUUGUGUUGUACCUUUUUUUUUCCCCUCCAUUUGUCAUUUGGCUCUGAGACUUGAUAUUUUAGAUUAGACCAAAUGCAAAUUUUGCUUGUAUCCACAUUAGUACGUGCAAAAGUGUCAGGCCUGGCCCCCUCCAAGCAGUCUCAGUCACUUAAGGCAUUCUAGGGUUAUAAUACUGUGUUCCUUUAAGACGAUGCCACAGGCAGACCAUCAUGUUACUGUUGUGUCACUCACCCGCACUUAACCUCUAUGUAAAUAACAUUGCCAAGCUCUGCUCUUCAUCCAGUUCUCAAUGUAAUUAUAAGGUCUCAUUUUUAUACGACGCGAGAAACAUGUAGAUCUCACCAGUGAGAGCAUGGCCAGUCGCACAAAGUGCUUUCAAUGUUCUAGUGUCUGAGCAAAGGAGGAACUUUGCAUUCUGAGAUGUUGAGAGUAACUGUGUUUAAAAAAAAAAAGGGGGGGGUGAGGUUGCAGAAAAAAUCAUGUACAUUCCUUAAAAUGUAAGAGUGCUGGAACUUUGGGUUUACCAUAUACAUACAGUAUAUAUUAAAUGGUGGUGAUUUUUUUUUUUU